AUGGAGCUGUCAAUCACCUGCUCUGCCCACAGCUCUAUCAGACUGGUUGGUUCUGGUGGAGAUUGUGCAGGAAGGCUGGAGGUUUUCCUCAACGGCUCAUGGGGGACAGUGUGUGAUGACUCAUGGGAUAUUGAGGAUGCCCAGGUGGUGUGCAGGCAGCUUCAGUGUGGAGUGGCCCUCAGUGCCCACGUACCAGCCUGGUUUGGUCCAGGAACCGGGCCCAUAUGGCUGAAUGAGGUGCAGUGUGAGGGGAGGGACACGUCCCUGUGGAACUGCAGGUAUCAGUCUGGGGGAAAGCAUGACUGCAGACACAAGGAGGACGUAGGGGUCGUGUGCUCAGAUUUUAAAGAAAUCAGACUCACUAAGGGGUGUGAAGGGAAUCUGGAAGUGUUCUACAAUGGAACCUGGGGAAAUGUGUGUGUGAAUGGGAUGAAUGAGGAAACAGUAAAUUUGAUCUGUCAAGAGCUGAACUGUGGAAGAACAGGUAGUGAGUCCACAUCCAGAGCAAAAUUGGAAUCAUCUCCUAACUGGCUGGAUCAGGUGAAAUGUAGGAAACAUGACUCCACUCUAUGGCACUGCCCAUCUGAUCCUUGGGGGCACAAUAAGUGUGAUAAUGGCAAGGAGGUGGCUCACAUUACCUGUUCAGAAGAGCAGAAACAUUUACAAAAACAUGUGAAAUGCUCCUCAUUUCCCCAUCAAAGACAGUGCUCAGUUCACCUGCCUCUCAGGCUGAGUGGACCAGAGGGAAGCUGCUCUGGAAGGCUGGAGGUUUAUCAUAAUGCUGUGUGGGGCUCCAUCUGUGAUGAUCAGUGGGACAUCAGGGAUGCUGAGGUGGUCUGCAGGCAGCUGGGCUGUGGGAAGGCACUGAGUGCUAAUGGGAGUGCUGCCUUUGGUGCUGGUGAAGGGGUGAUCUGGUUGAACAGAGUGGAGUGUAGAGGGGAUGAGUUUCACCUGUGGGACUGCAGUUAUUCACUGAAGAACCACACUGAUUGCUCCCACAAAGAGGAUGCUGGCAUCACUUGUGCAGACAUCUCCCUGACCCCUGUUAUUACAAGCAAAGUAACCACCAACUCCAUCUCAGUUGGUAAAUCUGAGAUGAUAACAACCAGUCGACCUCUACCUCAACCAGCUACCUCUCCAGUGGUCCUGCUGGUACUGGGAGUGCUGCUCUUCCUGGCCUUAGUGCUUCUCUCUGGGCUGGUUUACCAGAACAGAGUACUCAGGAAAGUACUCUCUAAGAGGAGGCAUAUGACUUUACCUGAAGUAAUCUAUGAGGAGAUUGACCACAGAAUCACUAAUGAAAGAACUCCCAUCUCAGCUCAAAAGGAAUAUAUUGACUCAGAGGCUCAGCAUUCUGGUUAUGAAGAUGUUGGUAAAGAGCUUUUCUCAGCAAAAUCUGUCAGUGAAGAAAAGACUGAGUAUUAUGAUGAUGCUGUCACCAGUAGUGGUGAUCUAGGGACAGAAAAUCCACAGGAUAAUUACAGUGACAUCACACAUGGACAGACACCUGAUACUGUAGCAAAGGAUGUGGUAGAGAUCUAUGAUGAUGCCAUUACUGUUGGACCAAACUCACAUCUUACAACAGAGUACUAUGAUGAUGUCAUCUCCGCUGGACAAGAUUCUUUAAGUGGUACAGACUAUGAUAACCUGUAAGACACAGAGGAAAGGCUUCAGUCGAAGAAAACCUCAUGAAUGAGAAUGCUUUUGCUCAGGAAAUGACAUUUGACCUCUUCAAACUCAAACAGUGUUUAGAUCAUAAAUGGUUCAAUGUCUUGCUUCACCCUUUUGCCAGAACACAUUUUUGAAAAUCAUUUUAAACAUAGAAGCAUCAUAGAAAUACAAUAUUAAUCCUUUUAUAUACAUAUAUUACAUGCAUGAUGUUGAAUUCGGUAGCUUAAAAUGGCUGAUAUGUUAUUUGUUGCAAGGGCUCAUUUAUCAGUAUUCAGUGUAUGUGCUCCCUGGGAAUCAAACCCAUGACCAUGGUGAUAUUAGCACCAUGUUCAUAAGAUUAUUAUGCUUUUAUACAGUUUUAUACACAGUUAGCCAGCAUUUAGAUUCUGUUUUGUUCUGGUUUUGUUUUGUAUAAAGAUGCACACCUCUGUAUAGGCCUACAACAAAGUCAUCAGUGUUAAAGGAUUGAUUCACUACUGAAUCCUAUAAAUAUGCACAAUAGAUACCUUGACCUGCCUUGACAACCGCCUU
Messenger RNA from Electrophorus electricus (electric eel), 2202 nucleotides. Lineage: Eukaryota; Metazoa; Chordata; Actinopteri; Gymnotiformes; Gymnotidae. The record is from RefSeq and is a predicted model, not a curated record.